This is a messenger RNA of Pseudovirgaria hyperparasitica, 2034 nucleotides long. RefSeq names its product LON-domain-containing protein. Bases 1 to 2034 code for a protein of 677 amino acids. The transcript is spliced from 3 exons. Lineage: Eukaryota; Fungi; Ascomycota; Dothideomycetes; Acrospermales; Acrospermaceae. The record is from RefSeq and is a predicted model, not a curated record.
AUGAUAAAUGGUGUGGUACUUGCAAUGGAGAAGGACGCCAUGAACGCUUUAUUGGAAAAUGACGAGCGAUGCUAUGACACAACUCCUAAUGAUAUCACGACUGUAGUUGCAAGACUUCUAUCUGAUCCAAAUGUUAGUGGGGCGCAAGCUGAGAGGCAGAAGCAGAUUCGAGUGCGGAUAUUCGAUCUGAACGUUUUUCCACUACAACGGUCAACCACUGGCACGCAUGAGAUCGCACCAAAUAUCUUACACCCUAUGAAUCUGUUAGAACCACAGAGACGCUCGUUCGCUGAGGGGGAAGAGAAAUCGCCCAGUGUAUCGUUGGACAAGCCAAACAAAUCGAUGAACGACGAUGCGUCGUCAUCUGCAGCCAGUGGAGGGACACAUACUGCUUUGAGUGCCUACGAGGAUGCCAGGGCAGUUAUACGUCUAAUCCAAUGCCCGUAUUGCUCUCGGCCAUACGAACUACCAGUCACGCUGCCCUGCGGCCACUCGAUGUGUCGUAAGUGUUUGCCCGAGGAGCAACCACGAGAAAACAUAUCGUAUCCAAAUACACCGGGUCGCCAGCGUGGAGUCCAAUGCAGAGAAUGCAGCACAGUGCACGCCGUGGGUGAGUGCAAUGUUGAUGUUACACUUCUCAAGGUUAUGGAGGCCAUCGCCACCACUGCUGCAAGUCAUGACGCUGGACUUGUAUGUUCGACUUUCAUGGAAGAAGUCCGGCCCGCGGAGGAGACGUCAUCGAUUCUGACAGAGAAGGGUCCUGAGCCACGUUGUUGGGAGCUUUCUGCUGGUCGACUACAGGCGACAUAUCUCUUGGCGCAACGAGGCGAACUCAAACGCACCUCUGACCUGAUCUAUCGUUCAUCACCGGUGCGUGGCGAAUGCGAACAAUUGGACACUGCUUUCCUACACCAACUGAGAGACUCUGCCUACAAGGAGCUCGACUGCCAAGUAUGCUACAACCUAAUGCUUGACCCAGUCACAACUACCUGUGGUCAUUCUUUUUGCCGGAAAUGUCUCGCGCGUGUGCUCGAUCAUUCCCGCCAUUGUCCUUUCUGUCGACGCACACUGCCGAUGCCACCAUCGUUAGGCAAUCGGCCUAGCAACGCAGCUCUAUGUUCACUUCUAGAUGGCUUAUGUCCAGAGCUCGUGGCUUCCCGCGCCGAAGCUGUGGUCGCAGAAGAGUUUGGAUCCGGGGAUUCCGCCAUUCCACUGUUCGUUUGUACACUAGCAUUCCCGGCCAUGCCAACAUUUCUUCACAUAUUCGAACCACGUUACCGCCUCAUGAUUCGUCGCGCCCUAGAACGAGAUCGGAGGUUCGGAAUGGUCAUGUAUAAUCGUACUGGAGCUCCUCAAGGGGAGCUUGGUCCCAGCCAAUUUGUACAAUACGGAACCCUCCUGGAAAUUAUCAAUUACCAAUAUGAGGCCGAUGGGCGUUGCUAUAUCGAAACUCGUGGCGUCGGCAGGUUCCGAGUACGCUCACAUACCAUGGUCGACGGCUACAUCACCGGGAAUAUCGAACGUGUCGACGAUGUAGGCAUUGCAGAAGAGGAAGAGCGAGAAGCCUCCGAAAUCCUUGCUGCCGCGGAUCUCCCACGUGAGUCGCAAGAGCUCGAAACUUCGCAAAUAAAUUCCUAUUCACCGGCUGAAUUGAACGCCAAGUUGAAGUCCAUGACAACUCAGGAGCUACUCCAAAAAGGCAGGGAGUAUGUCGAGUCAAUGCGCACUGCCAGUGCAAGGUGGUUGGAUGAUCGUAUCGUGGAAGCUUACGGUGGACCACCUGAGGAUGCUGCAACGUUCCCGUAUUGGUUUGCAAGUGUCCUUCCGAUCCACGACGAGGAGAAGUAUGUCUUGCUACACACAACGAGCGUACGAGAUCGGCUGAAAGUGGUGAAUUGCUGGAUACACCGGAUCGAGCGUCAGAGGUGGUGGGUCCUUCUCAAUAUGUUCUCCCGUGGUGCCACCAAUUCUUUGGACAAUACUCCAGAUCCUGACGAAGCUGUAGAGUCUCCUGAGUCUCCCGCUUCCCCUUAA